Messenger RNA from Camellia sinensis, 410 nucleotides. The record is from RefSeq and is a predicted model, not a curated record. NCBI's taxonomy places the organism in Eukaryota, Viridiplantae, Streptophyta, Magnoliopsida, Ericales, Theaceae.
UUCUGAAGGUGUGGAUUAGUUUUGCAAAGUUUGAGGCAUCUGCAAUGGAAGAUGAUGAAAGAGGCUCAGACUUGCCGGAAGAUGAUGUCCAGGAAUGUCUUCUCGAUCAGAAGAAGCUAUGCCUUCAGCGAGCAAGAAGGGUGUUCGAGAGAGCAGUUAACUACUUUAGAACUUCUGCUCCCGAAUUGAAAGAAGAAAGAGCAAUGCUCUUGGAUGAAUGGUUGAACAUGGAGAGUAGUUUUGAUGAGUUAGGUGAUGUUAGUUUAGUCCGCGUUAAGUUGCCAAAGAAACUCAAGAGGAGGCGGCAAAUAGAAACCGAGGAUGGCCCAGCCGGGUAUGUUCAUCAACUUAUGAUAUUAUUCUCUAUUUCUUGGGUGGUUGUUUUGUUGUCUUAGCUUGUAACAGAUUGG